Messenger RNA from Nomia melanderi (Alkali bee), 1679 nucleotides. RefSeq lists its product as uncharacterized. NCBI's taxonomy places the organism in Eukaryota, Metazoa, Arthropoda, Insecta, Hymenoptera, Halictidae. The record is from RefSeq and is a predicted model, not a curated record.
CCGACCGCGCCGAGCGUCGAGCUACGCUUCGCGGCCGCCACGAAAAUCAAUCCCGCGACGCGUUCAAUUUCCUCGCCGAGGAACCGGGAGGAAAGAGGCUCCCGACUCGCGGAACCCAGGAGACACCCGCCGCGAGGAGGCCCGACGACAUGCUGAAGAGAUUGCUGAGCAAGUCCGGCCGCAGGCUGCUGCGGGCGAUCAAGAAGCUGUCGACGAGGAGCCGGGAGGCGAAAAAGUCGCAGAACUUGACCUCUUGGCACUCGGCCAUACCGGACCUCGAGACCGCCUCUCUGUCGUGGUCCCUGCCGUCCCUGGACUCGAAGAGCAUCGACACGCUGACGACGUACGUCGCGGAGAACUCCGAGGACUGCGUCUCGUCGUGCUGCUACUGCGACGAGUACGAGGAGAACCAGAGGAACGAGAACAUCGAGAACGAGAUGAUCGUGUAACGCUUCCUGCCCGCUCGUCCGCGAUGGGACCUCCGUCUCGGACCGCUGGCGAGAAUCGAUUCCCCUCGAACGAGCGGGGAACCGGCAAACCGGAGGCUCGGAUAACCGAUGCCGAGCCGGGGACACGCGAACGCGAGGCUCCUCCCGCGCUCCGUUCCAAAGAGCACCCGCGGAUUCCUUUAUUUUUCGAGCAACGGAGGAGCCUCGCGAGAACCGGACCACGUCCGUCCUUCUUCGAUCGACGCGGGCAGCGUUUACGCCGCGAUCCCGAAAACCGCUGGCUGGUGUAUUUAUUUAUUCGUGAUCUCGUUUAGACCCGCAGUCGGCGUCGAAAUCCUAGGCCGUACCAAAUAUCUGUCCACGAACGAGCAACGCGCGGAUCCAUCGCUCCCUCGCCGGUCUCGAUCGUUUUUUAACGCGCGGGAACCGACGUUUCUUGGCUUCUCGAAUGUCCGAAACAUUGCGAAACAACGGGCUGAAACUGGUAGGAUUUUUGGUAAUCGAUGCGAUCGUCGAAAUCGGCGAGGGAGCAGUCGGUCCGCGAGUCGGCUCCCGGAGAUUCGUCGUACCUUUGUAUCGAAAAGCAAUGUCGACUACGCGCGUGGAUGAUCGUGUGCAAUCGUGCGAGACCGUUCGAGCCAGACUAAAGAAAUAUUGUACAUAACAGACGAACCGUUUCAUCGUACGACGAAUGCGUCUUCUUUCCCCCAGGCGUUGACCGCCGGCGAAUCUACAACGAAACGAUCAAACUCGCGACCGGACGUCCCCCGAGCGUUUACUGUUACGUUCUUUUCGACGUGCUCGACACACAAUCGAUGUUAGAGUUAGCUGACCACGACGAACCGAGAGAAUGCGAAGACAAAGUGUGCACGCGUGCGAGAGAAUGCGAGGAACAUUGAUGGAGGAGAAACCGCGGGUCGGAUAUAUUCGACUUUUCUACGCCGCGUCUCGUUUGCACUUUUUUGCUCAAACGUGUUUGUCCGUCGACGGGAGAGCGAGAGACGAAGAGAGCAGAGUGUUGCGUCUAUUCGGGUAUAGUCUGUAGAAUUUCUAUGUAUAUAUAUGUUACACGAGCGUACGAUGUAUAUAACAAAACGACGACGAAGCCGACCACGACGGAUGAACGCGACGUCGCGGGCGUCUCGAUCAUAUUUUCACUGUAUGUCCGACGAGGCUGUGACUUUCUAAUGGAUGCGCGAUUGUCGUGAAUAAAAUAGUUUUAUCGACCGA